Molecule: messenger RNA, 270 nt
Organism: Coccomyxa subellipsoidea C-169
Lineage: Eukaryota; Viridiplantae; Chlorophyta; Trebouxiophyceae; Coccomyxaceae
Exons: 2
Coding region: 1-270 (89 amino acids)
Source: RefSeq, a predicted model, not a curated record
AUGGCAGCGAAUUCAGCUGUGGGCGACCCGCUCAAGGUGCACCACGACGCCGCCAGCAACCACGCUUGCACCCAUCUCUUCCUCAACAGUUCCGCCAACCAGCCUGCCACCAACCAGCCUGCCACCAACCAGCCUGCCACCAACCAGCCUUCCACCAACCAGCCUCCCACCGACCAGCCUUCCACCAACUACCGUACAGCAGACAACCACAGUCUCUCCAACAAGCACAGUACCUGCCACUACAGCAGCUACAACGACCACCCUUCCUAG